Anopheles funestus (African malaria mosquito) is the source of this 3409-nucleotide messenger RNA. RefSeq names its product endoplasmic reticulum metallopeptidase 1-like. Lineage: Eukaryota; Metazoa; Arthropoda; Insecta; Diptera; Culicidae. The record is from RefSeq and is a predicted model, not a curated record. The transcript has 5 exons. Gene Ontology annotation, molecular function: metalloexopeptidase activity. Bases 397 to 3102 code for a protein of 901 amino acids. Gene Ontology annotation, biological process: proteolysis.
ACAACCUACCGGGGACCGGUUCUAAGUGCUGCGCUAGACGUUAUUCUUAAACCAACACACUAACAGAACGGCGGCGCAUCAUUGGGAACGCUGUAAAUAUUAUCGUACCGGGCAGUGAACGAGAACUGCCUAGCGGUAGAUAUAGAAGUUUGCAGCGACAAUAACAACAGCUUAAUUGUCGUCGUCUCGUUGCACGGGAACGCGCGAUUAGGCAACCACGUAGCGUAGUGAAACGGGAGUAGAAGAUCAAGCGAUAGUUACAGGAGGGGGAAUGCACGGGAAAGCGCGUCAAGUAAGCAUGAAACCUGUUUCGUUUUAGUUGCAACCUGUAUUCCAGGCCAGUUAAACGUUGAUCCGUACCUCCUUUCGGUUGGUAGUGGUAGUGCAGCAGCGAACAUGGCCGGCGGUAACAACACCGUUCGGUCGAAAGUGAAAGGAAAAAGUGAGGAUAAUUCGCACCGUAAAAUUCCACCCCGUGAGGAUGCACCUAACCUUCAUCAGCUUGAAGCUCAGCACGGUAUACUGGGUAUUGUGUUGCUUUUGUUUUGUGGUACCGUUUCGAGCUAUCUGUGCACUUACCUACCGGAAGCACUGACGACAGCCGACCUGAGUCGUCAUCCGACCGCUUUUAUUGCCGAGCGAGCUUGGGACAAUCUGCAAGUUCUGAACGAUUUUGGCCCUAAGCCGACUGGCUCGCAAGCGAACGAACUUGGUGCUGCUGACUAUAUCCGGCGCGAGGUGGAAAAGAUAAAAGCUACCGCACACGCAGCACAGCUAGUGGAGACAUCCCAUCAGAUCAUUUCCGGUGCAUAUCCUAUCGCUUUUCUGGGCAAUCCGCUCACAAGUGUUUACCGGAACGCACAGAAUCUUGUCGUGAGAUUGGCAGGGCAAGAAAACGAUGGUGGAGCAUUGAUGUUGAACUGCCAUUACGAUACGGUGGCCAGCAGUCCCGGUGCAAGCGAUGACGGUGGUAGCUGUGCGGACAUGCUGGAGAUCUUGCGCGUAUUGUCACGCGCCCCAGAACGGAACCGUCACGCGAUCGUGUUCCUGUUCAACGGCGCCGAGGAGACACCACUACAGGCAGCGCACGGAUUUGUCAGUCAGCACCCAUGGGCAGGGGAAGUGCGGGCCUUUCUCAACCUCGAGUCCGCCGGUUCCGGUGGUAAGGAGCAACUCUUCCAAGCCGGUCCACAGCAUCCAUGGUUAAUAGAGGCUUAUGGCCGAGCCGUUCGGCACCCGGCGGCUCAAACAGUUUCGGAAGAAAUUUUCCAGUCUGGGAUAAUACCGUCCGAUACGGAUUUUCGCAUCUUUCGAGACUUUGGUAACGUGCCGGGAAUGGACUUUGCGCACACGAUCAAUGGCUAUCGGUAUCAUACGCGUUUCGAUACCAUCGACUAUCUGACACUGCCGGUAUUGCAACGUACAGGCGACAACAUCUUAGCUCUGACGCGCGAACUGGCCAAUGGUGACGAGUUGAGUCAAGCCGCCAGUGACACAAGCCUGUCCGAGGGUUACAGUGUGUUCUUCGACGUGCUGGGUUUGUUUUUCGUGCACUACAGCGUUAGUACAGGUCGAAUCAUUAAUGUGACGAUUGCGGUAUUGUCGUUGCUUCUACCACUGAUGGAACUCUGCCGACCGGUUCGUCGUGUUGGUGAACGAAGCAUCAUUAAACAAACUUUGGUUGGAUUGGUGGGUACGGUUUGCGGGACAGCAGCAAGUCUCGCCACGGUAUUGAUCAUUGCCAACCGGUUGGAUGCAGCUGGACGGGCCAUGUCGUGGUUCUCAACACCAUAUCUUAUUCUCGGACUGUAUGGAUGUCCCGUUAUCCUAGCGCACUGUUUCGCCCAUCGUCUCUGCAAUCAUUGGUUCAGUGAUAAGAAGUCGGCGCUAAACCUCACGCAAACAGUUCGUUCUCGACUUGUCGGAGUGAACCUAUUCUGGACGUUGCUGAUCAUUCCUCUCACUUUCGCCAACAUCCGUAGCGCGUACAUCUUCGUAGUAAUUCAACUGCUCUCGCUAUUGUCCACCAUUCUUACCUCGGUCCUUGGCUAUCAGCAUCAGCCACGGCGCUGGCUUGCCCUACAUCUGGCAUUCCAGAUACCCGCUCUGCUUUGGGCGACCAAAUUUUAUCAUCUCCUGUUAAAACUGUUCAUUCCCAUCACGGGCCGUAUGGGUGCCGGUACAAACCCGGAGUAUCUAGUCGCUUUGCUGGUGGCUUGCGGUGGCCUCCUGUGUAUCAGCUAUCUCGCUCCUUUGGUUGGAUUGCUUAAGCAAACUUCCGAGCUGACCGCGCGUUUGACCGUAUUUGCUCUGAUUGCCUUCCUGCUGGGAUGCUGCACGCAGGUCGGCUUCCCGUACCGAGACGAAAGCAAUGGAGAACCUUCGGUACAGAGGCACUAUGUUACCCAUACACUUCAAGUGGCGCACAGAAAUGCUGGAACUGUACUGCAAAACUCUGGAUUUUUGCUUCGUGAAAUGGACAGAAAUGCUGCGCGUGUGAUUCGUGGAAUUGCCAAACCAUCCGAGGCAGUUCCGAUGCGGCAAAUGGAAACCUGCCAUACGAUGCUCUUCUGCGGUAUACCGUUCUAUUCUAUCUGGCAUCAGAUUCGGUUCGAUAAUUACUGGGUAGAAGGUCCACCACCUGCGCUAGAAAAACACACCUUACCAACAUUUGAGUUGGUUGCUAUGAAACAGCAAUCCAUCACUACUCGACAAUACAGUUUUAGUAUUACUCACCGGUAUCAGAACUGCGUUCAGUCAGCGCUAAUAAUUGCUCCCAAAGCUGGUGUCCGGCUGGUGGCAUGGAGCCUCAUGGAGUCCGUACCGGGUACGAUAGAAUUCAACGGAGAGCAAGCCCAUUUUGUGCUAAUAACGUACGGCUUGGCAGAAGACGCACCAUGGACGGUAACGUUCGAUUUCGAGUACGACCCGAAGACUUUACCACAGGAUGGCGAAGAAAAGCUGUUUGAUGUGAGCUGGGUGAACACGUACUGGGAGUAUGCAAACAAGCACACGGACGAUUUUCGAAAGCUUAUCGAACAGUUCCCAGAUUGGGCACAUGUUAUACCGUCGGUAGCUGUUGUGAACAUUACUGCCUAUUAAAUAGUUAACUGUAGUAUAAUAAUACCACAAGUUGCUCAUAGGACUACAGAUUGCUUAUACGGACCAAAAGUGGCGUUAAAAUCACUGCAUAAGUUUCGAUGCAAGAUACGACCAAUCGAACUGACCAAAUUUGUUGAUGCAGUGGAAACUGUUGCACUGGUUCUAGACGAUAAAUUGCGUUCGAACAAAGCAAGCGCAUCACGAUGCAGCGGAAGGAUGAGGUGUCGCGCUUAAGUUUAAUAAUGUUGACAAAUCAGCAUAAUUUAAGAAUGGUAACAAUGAUUAAUAAAACGGUAUGUAAAUAGGA